ACUUGGUGCAAAUCAUUCAAAGUAAAAAAAGAGUGCGGAUCUCUUACGACUCGCUAAUGAUAGUUGUUUCGCUUGUUACACCGCAAGUGAUAAAAAUAUUCGAGUGUUUAUAGGAAUAUUCUCCAGUGAGUGCGUUAAAGUGAUCUUCUUGCACAUUCACCGGUUUCAGUUUCUAGUUUGUCUUAAUCUUCCACUUCCUGACAUAAUAAACUACGACAUAACUGACAUAAAUAUUCGCUCCGACGGCCGUACCUUAACAAGAACAAUUAAUGAGGACCAAAGUAGAUGUGGUCAAACAGCCUCACUGCUGGAUGCAACCCCGACAGCGAAUUAUUUCCGGGUUUUGGAAGCACUUGCGGCGGAAGUUCCUCAAGUAUGGCCUAUUUAAAGUCGGCCCCUUAUCCCGUGCCAGGCUUAGGUUUACAUGGACUCCCAGUAGACUCCCUCCACUCGUCCAUGGCUGGAUAUCCAGCAGGUAAUCAACGAAAACAGCGUCGGGAGAGAACGACCUUCACCAGGGCUCAACUUGACGUCCUGGAGGCCCUCUUCGGAAAGACGCGAUAUCCUGACAUUUUUAUGAGAGAAGAGGUCGCACUCAAAAUUAAUCUGCCGGAAUCCAGAGUUCAGGUGUGGUUCAAAAAUCGCCGGGCAAAGUGCCGCCAGCAGCAAAAGCAGCACAACCAGCAACAAAGCGUGGAAAAAAGCUCGAAACUUAAAAACAAAAGUGCUCCCAUUUUAACAAAAACAUCACCAACACCAGUUUCGAUAAACAACAACACGAGUACGAGUUCUUCAGCGAGCUCACCGAGCGUCACUGCAGCGCCCCACCUUAGAGACAGCCCCAACUACAUCAAGCCGCAACUACACGUAUCUACAGGGAGUACGAGCUCACCAACGAUUGCGUCAGCAACUUACACAAAUUCGGCAAAUUCGAGCAUUUGGUCGCCAGCCUCGAUAGAUAGCUUUACUUUGGAGCAACACAGGUCCUGGUGUUCGUCCUCACAGCCGGUGCUAAGCACCACUAACUCGACCACAAACUGUUAUAACAAUUACCCUUAUUACUCCAAUAUGGAUUAUCUGAGUUCGUCGACAAUGAGCCACUCGCAGUUCGGGGAGAACGGCUUAGAAACCAGUUGGGGGAAAUCCCGGGACGAGUCCUCCUGGUUCUACAACUCCGGAUGGGAGCGGAAAUGAAAAGAAACAGCCGGGGGAAGCAAAGAGAAUUGCAAUUUUUAGUCAAAUCUUUCAUGUAACUAACUAACUGCUUCGAUUCAUCACUAUAUCAAUCAAAAUUGCAAUAGGAGAUAUUUUUGUAAGUUUGGUUCAGCCAACGUGCAAUAACUUGGGGUUUCAUAUCAUUAGUUGUGUAUAUACCUACUAGAUGGAACAUUCUGUACAGUGUUAGUAUAGUUGUACGAGUAGUUGUAUAGUUUUGACCAAUACAAUAAAUUUUACGAAUUUAUCAUACUUAUAAAGAAAUGCUCUGAUAUUUACUAGUCAAAUAAUUGUGCCAAAUGGGCAGUUGGAAUGUACUUCAUCGAAUAUCAUUUGAUAAUUUUUAUAUAAUUCCAUGUACAUAUCCCUAGAUUAGUUCGAAAUAUCUGUCUCAUGUUCAGUGAUCGUUAGAAGUUAAUUUAAGGGCCUAAAUUAAGCGAACGAAAACUCAUAGAUUAAUGUUUUCUGUAAAAAGUUUAUUUCUAUUCAAAUACAUAUUUGUAUACUUCCAAUAAAAUAACAAUUAUGAUUUCUUCACGUUGUACAACA
Tribolium castaneum (red flour beetle) is the source of this 1764-nucleotide messenger RNA. It is a transcript of the gene Otd-2, whose product is annotated as orthodenticle-2. Gene Ontology annotation, cellular component: nucleus. Gene Ontology annotation, molecular function: RNA polymerase II cis-regulatory region sequence-specific DNA binding; DNA-binding transcription factor activity, RNA polymerase II-specific. The coding region runs from base 286 to 1194 and encodes 302 amino acids. NCBI's taxonomy places the organism in Eukaryota, Metazoa, Arthropoda, Insecta, Coleoptera, Tenebrionidae. The record is from RefSeq and is a predicted model, not a curated record. Gene Ontology annotation, biological process: regulation of transcription by RNA polymerase II. The transcript has 8 exons.